Molecule: messenger RNA, 4483 nt
Organism: Wasmannia auropunctata (little fire ant)
Lineage: Eukaryota; Metazoa; Arthropoda; Insecta; Hymenoptera; Formicidae
Gene: Nak
Exons: 14
Coding region: 56-4483 (1475 amino acids)
Biological process (GO): protein phosphorylation
Molecular function (GO): ATP binding; protein kinase activity
Source: RefSeq, a predicted model, not a curated record
CUAGGGGCCCUAUGUCAAAUCAACGUCGGCGACGUCGUGGACGAAGCGCGCCAGCAUGAAGAAGCUAUUCUCCAAGAUCGACAACACGUCGAAGGAGCCCAACAGCUACCUGGGGAAGGUGUUCACCGUGGGCCGCCACACGGUCACCGUCGAGGAGGUCCUGGCGGAAGGAGGAUUUGCAGUUGUGUUUUUGGCAAAAGCCUCAGGUGGACGGUAUGCACUUAAACGGAUGUAUGUCAACAAUGAACAUGAUCUCAACGUGUGCAAGAGGGAAAUUCAAAUUGCUAGCAACCUGAGCGGUCAUAAAAAUAUUAUAGGAUAUGUAGAUAGUAGCAUAAGUCGCAUCACCGGAGAGAUACACGAACUUCUGCUUUUAAUGCCUUACUGUAAAUCCCAAGUUCUUCAAAUGAUGAAUAACAGGUUGCAAACAGGUUUCAGUGAAUCGGAAGUUCUGCAAAUUUUUUGUGACGUUUGCGAAGCCGUAUCGAGGUUGCAUCAUUGUCAAACUCCCAUAAUUCAUAGAGAUCUCAAGGUGGAAAAUAUACUGCUCGCCGACAGCGGUCAUUACGUUCUGUGCGAUUUUGGAUCCGCGACGGGAAAAGUACUCAAUCCCAGCGUCCACGGUGCCGCGAUGGUCGAGGAGGAGAUCAAGAAAUACACCACUUUAAGCUACAGAGCACCGGAAAUGGUCGACAUGUACUGUGGAAAACCUAUUACUACGAAAGCAGAUAUUUGGGCUUUAGGAUGUCUGUUGUAUAAACUCUGCUAUUUUACACUACCGUUUGGCGAAAGCACGCUUGCCAUACAAUCCGGAAAUUUCACUAUACCGGAUAACUCGAGAUAUAGUAAAGCUCUUCAUUGUUUAAUUCGAUAUAUGCUUGAGCCAGAUCCUGAUGUACGUCCUGAUAUUUAUCAAGUUUCCGUAAUUGCUUUUCAAAUUCAGGGCAAAGAGUGCCCUGUGCAAAAUUUACACAAAGUCCCAACCCCGACGAUAGAUUCAUUACCAUGCCCACCCAUGGAAUCCGAGAAUAUUAAAAGAUCGGCAUCUGUAAAAACUCCGAAGCCCACGCCUAUAGCGACGACAGUCGAGGGCACGUCGGUGACGCCGAGGCAGAGACCGAAGGGGCAAGCCGUUAGUACGGGACCGAUCAGUUUGGGCGGUCAAAUCGUAGGACAAAUAUCGGGCCAAGGAAAUCAGACGCAGACUACACCGGCGAACUCUAUCUCUUACGUUCAAGUAUCGCCACACGUUUGCACCCCCAGUCAAAAUAUUCCCUUCGGCCAGUCGCAAGGACAGCCGCCGCAGUACGGACAGUCGCAAAGCCCGAUGAUCAGUCACUCCCCUUUGACGCAGCAGUCACCCGUUACCGUUCAGGAUAAAAAUGCGUUUUACUUCGAUUCGAGGCAGCACGAUUCGAGAGCUACGACGAACGUGAACGAGAAGAAUUUGGAGGCUCUAUUUCCGCCGUCAGGAUAUCCGGAUCCAUUCAAGGACGACACGAGAGCGAUGCCGCCACCUGCCAAGAUACCACCUCCCGUUGCACCGAAACCCAGCAAGAUUCUUCCGAAACUGUCCAAUCCUAGUUACCCGUCGUCGUCGUCCAAGUAUCCGCCAGUCACCUCACUACCGUCGAAAUUGUCCAUUCCGACGGGGCCUAACAUGGGGACUCCGCUGACGGUGACGCCGCCGGCUUUACCGAAGCCGGUUAAUAAGACAGAAAGUUUGAGUCAAAAUAUAAGUUCGAGCAUAUCCCCGCCUGACAGUCCGACACUGUCGUCCUCGCGUCACAGGAGGAACGUCAGUGACACGAGUGCUUUUAACAAAGCAUUUGCAACCGAAACCACUCAAUUCUUAGCGCCAUAUGAGGCUUCGGUCAAGCCGCGUACCGAAGAUACGACCACUACGCCACCAGAACUUCCGAGUGAUACAAGGCCUUGCAUAGCAACUAGUGCCUCGCAUGUACGUGUUGGCGAACUUUCAAGCCUAAUGGGAUCAGAGGGGAGAUCGCUGAGCGCAGAUGUAGCGGCGUGGAAUCCGUUUGAGGAUGUACAACCUUUUAAUCAGUUAACGGAAGAUCAUAUCUUCGGUGCUGAGUUUGACAAAAUAAGAAGAGGGAGCAACACCAGUAUCAGCGGGGUGAAAAGUCGCGAAAGUCUUGUUAUGACGUAUACCGAAUUACCGGAAGAUCCUUUUGAAUCUGCACCCUUUAGCCUACCAACAGGGAAGAAGAAUAAAAUCGGGUCAAAGACUGCUGCUAUUGCUGGAGGAAAAUCGGCGAACGAUAGAGCGAGGGUACCCCUGGCGCAGUGGAAUCCCGGGAUCGAGCACGGUGGCAGCGGCGGUGGCGUAGACGACGAGGCGUCCCUGAUCACGGAGCCCAACCCGGUCUCGCCGCCGUUCGUCCGCGCGCCGGCGGAGGAUCGUUCCAAGUACGAGAAGCUGGCGUUCAACGCCGACGAGGUGUCGAGCGACAGUGACAAGGGCGCCAAGGAGGCGAAGGAGCGAGCGAAGAAGGCGAAGAAGCGACGUGUGAAGAACGUGCUGAGCCGCAGGAGGCGAGUCGCCGCCCAGCACGAUAACGAGGAGAACGCGACGAACGUGGAUUACGAGUCGGACGACUCGAUCGGCUCGGCCAGCGACCUCCGCGCGAUGAACGACGAGGAGGGCAACGACGGCGAGGUGAACGACGAAGACGACGACGACGAGGGCGGCAACGUGUGCGGCAAGCAUGACGAAACCAUCUCCGAGAGCGUGCGCACGUGCAGCAGUUCCGCGUAUCACGCGGAAUGCGAGUCCGUGGCGACGCACGAGGACGAUUACAGGAUGAAGAGGCCGAGGAAGCACUACACACAUCGGCAGAAGAAACAGCAGCUGCCCACGAUCAAAGCGGACCCGAUCGUCGGCCAUCAGUACGGCGAGAAGCCGCUGCUGUUAGACGACGAGCUGGAUCCCGAGUCCAAGCCGGAGCAGUCACACGGCGAUCCCUUCGUGGGACAUCAGUACGGCGAGAAGCCGUUGCUGUUCAGCAACGACGACAGCUCGUCCGAUAACGACAACGAGAAGUCAAAGUCGCUCAACAACGGGAUCUGGAAAGUGGAGGACGACGUAUUCGCCCUGGCGCCCUUCCCGCGGUCCAGCAGCUCGCGGAAGAGCAGCGACAGCCGCGAGAGCGAGUCCAGGAAUGUCGAUCUGGUCGGCAGCGCGAGGAACUCGCCCCACAACUCGACGAAUCUGGUGACGCCGAUCUCGAGUUCGCCCAUACCGCUGGAGGUGUUUGCGGAUGUGGUGGAAAGCAAACCCACGCCUCCGUCGACCAAAUCCGCCGCUCUGUCCUGCAAAUAUCCCAAGAGUAUCGCAAUCGCGAACAGCAAGACUAUUUACGAAGAACCGACGUCGUUCCAUCAGCCGAGCGUCGUCCAAACGUCGUCUCCGGUCAAAAGCAGUUCUCACGUCAGCAUCGUCGAGGAGGAGGAGGAGGAGAAUAUCGAGAAGGACCUCUUUGGCUCCUCUCCGUUCAGUCCGAGCGGAUUCACCAAUCCCUUCAACAAUGCUCAGUCCAAUUUCUCGAGCAUCGACUCCGCGUCGACUCAACCCAUGUCGAUCCUGAGCCCGGCGGGCCCUUCCUCGUACAUCGAUUACGCCAACUGCGUUCCGCUGCAAUCCCACAACGCGGCGCCGGACAAUUAUUACGCUAGUCACUCGAGCACAAUCGCGUCCACGUCGAAGUACGGCAUGGUGACGGUGAACUCCGAGCCGACGGCCGGCGCGGAACCGUCCAAAGAUCUUUUCGGGUCGAUCCCGUUCGAGGAGUUCGCCUCGCUGAAGCUCAACGAGCAGCAGCAGCAGCAGCAACAGCAACGCCCGACGUCCCUAUCGCUGUCGCAGUCGCUAUCUCAGUCACAUUCGCCGAAUUACAACGUCGUGGACAACGUCGCGUUAACGACGGUGCUGCCGGUCGGCGGCGUCGUGCAGUCCCCGAAGAACACCGUCGUUCAUCUGACACCCACUCCGCCGUCGCAGCCGCAACCGCCGUCCGCUUACACGAUACAGACGACCACGCAUACCGCCAGGAUUACCGUGCACGCGGUCAACAGCGUUUCCAAGGUGGACAUCACGUCCGACAUGAUGUCACCCAUGUCGCCCGAGCCUUUGGUCGUCGCGGACGACGACACGCCGAAGCACAACAAGAAGGACAAGUCCAAGUAUCACCUGAUUAAUGAGAACCACGGUGACGUCGUCGACGUGUUACCGACUUACAAGGCGUCCCACAAGACCAAAUCGGUGAGCCACAAGAAGACGCCGAAGGGCAAGAAAACGGCCGCGACCACCGGUUUCAGCAACAUGAGCUUCGAGGAUUUCCCCAGCGACGAAAACGAAGAGAGGCAGGCGGGACGGACGAAGGUAGCGCCCUUCGAGGUGAUCCGCGAAGUUUCGGAGAAGCGAUUUGGAUCGUUGAAGAGGCGGAGCAAUCCGUUCACCUGA